AUGUACCUAUCACCAAGUCCUUUGCGAAAUUCAAUAUUCGUUUCAAACCGGUUGACAAAUGCAAAUAAUCUUUCACAAAUUUCGAGUCCUUCAGAAAAUUCGAUUUAUUAUAAAGUGAAUCAGUCGAAUAGUCUUCUUAGUCAAAACUUUCCACCAGUUACCAGUCCUAUACAAAAUACAAGUUUGAAUACUUCAACCUCUCGGUUCAUUCAACCACCGUUGUUGGAUAGUUUUAACACGCAGAGUCCAAUUAACUCACCUUUAAACUUGGUACCAUCUGGUUCAACUAUUACCAAAAAUAGUUACGAACCGACUCAUAGAUGCACUACUUGUGGGCACGUUCACACCUGUAAUGAUUGUAAACAAAUUUCUAACCUUCAACAAGUUAUUGAUCCACCGGAAAAGAAAAUUCACGAACCUAUAAUUAUAAAUACUGCAAAGGCGAUGGGCAGAAUGAAUAGAAGGAUGGCAAAUGGACCUUAUUUCCGUCCUGAAAGGUCUAGGAAUGUUUUAAUUUCACAAGACGAAAUUUUACAUCGUACGAUGGCCGAUCCUAAUUUGAAUUUUGCAGACAUUGUUAAUCAAGUUGCAAAAGAAAAAGAGCAAGAACAGGAAAUAGCCAUGAUUACUGGCAAUUAUCCAUAUCAUCAAAAUGAAUAUCAACAAACUGUUUUGUCGUCCCAAAACGAUGGGCAAUCCGUUCAGGAUCUUCAACCUAUUUUUUCGACUGACGUUAGCGGUACAAGUGUUCUUUUACAAGGAAGUACUUCUUCACAACCUUCACAGGAACAACUUCUAAAUUCCAACGCAACGAUAUUAACAACGCCGGAUGUAACAAUCAUAUGCAAUGAGCAAUCAUCUCCUACCCUGUCACCUAUCAUAAGAGAUUCUAAACUUGUUGAUAAUUCUUUGGGAUACAAAAAGGCAAUUGUACAGUAUGCUUUGCCAAGGAAAAAUGUUGUAGCAGCAAAACCUCGUCCUAAUCCUGUAACACCAACCAUUAAGGUUAGCAAUAAUGGCGAUAAGUUAAAGAACUUGAAAGAUUACUUAAACAAAUUAUGGGUUUGGUAG
Messenger RNA from Funneliformis geosporum, 1071 nucleotides. Lineage: Eukaryota; Fungi; Glomeromycota; Glomeromycetes; Glomerales; Glomeraceae. The record is from the annotation of a GenBank genome assembly.